Nilaparvata lugens (brown planthopper) is the source of this 1947-nucleotide messenger RNA. RefSeq lists its product as uncharacterized. The record is from RefSeq and is a predicted model, not a curated record. The transcript has a single exon. The coding region runs from base 1 to 1947 and encodes 648 amino acids. Lineage: Eukaryota; Metazoa; Arthropoda; Insecta; Hemiptera; Delphacidae.
AUGAGAUUUAAAUUGCUGUGUCUGUCUGAGCAUUGGAUGUGCUUGGAUGAUCUAAAACUUUUUAAAAUUGCUGGAUAUGAGUUGGUAGCCUACUUCUGUCGAAGUGAGUUCCAGUGUGGUGGGGUUGCUAUUUAUAUAGACACAUCUGUGAUUGCCCACUUUGCAUGCAUUGACAUUUCUAUGCACUGUGUUGAAAAAGAGCAUGAAUUCGCAUGUGUAUCCCAGUUGCAUGCAAAGUUAUACAUUGUUACAGUCUAUCGGUCACCAGCUGGUUGCCUUCAAAAUUUUUUCAACUCACUUGAGGGACUUGUCGUUCAGUUAGCUAACUUAAAUCCAGGUUUUAACAUAAUUGUUGACGGUGACUUCAACAUUGAUGUGUUGAAGGCUGACCACAGGACAAGGGAGUUUGUUAACCUACUGAGAUCUCUGGACCUCUAUGUGGCUAACUGGCAGCCCACUAGAUUGGAUGCUUGCCUCGAUAAUGUGAUUACAAAUCUGAACAUUGGCAAUAACAUUAGUUGUUCAAUUGUAAAUCCUCUCCUCAGUGACCACCUGGCACUCGGCUGCAAUGUGGAAUUGCCAACUUCCACCGACCCUGCCUCUAUACCUGCAGGGCGUGAUCGAUUCACUUGGGUGCGACCCAUCACACAGGGUGGACACGAGCAUUUUCUGCAUUAUCUGACUCUGAUUGACUGGAGCUUUCUGAAGCAUCAUCCUGAUGCACAGCCCAAUUUCACGGCGUUUUUUGAUAGACUCCUGACUGGCUUCAACAACUGCUUUCCACUAAAACGUUUCCUCUCUGGAAGGCCUGGUAAACGUGGUGCACUGUGGAUUAUGGAUGACCUUCUUGACCUGAGAGACCUGGUUCUUAUGGCGUAUGAGCGGUUUUGGGCUGAUCGACUUCUGUCCUCUAAACGGACCUACAUGGGACUGAGGAGAUCAUACCAGCGGGCUGCUCGUGCGGCCAGGAUGCGCUACAACUCUGAGCUGAUUGACCGGGCACCCAAUAGGUGCAAAGCUGCCUGGGGUAUCAUCAGGGCCGCUGCGGGUGUACCAGCUCCUGAUGCUGUUCCGGUAUCUGCGGAUGAUCUUCACAACGCAUGGACCAGCUCUAUUCGCGGUAUCUGCGAGGGGAUCCGAGCUUCCCCUGUGGUGGCGGCGGAUCUGCUCUUGGCAUCAGUUUGGCCCCCUGAUCUUCGGCUGUUGACCUGGCGCCGUAUUACUUGUGAUGAUGUCACUCGAGUUGUGAACUGUUUGAGCAACUCGGUUAGUGAAGACAUUUAUGGUAUGACCAGUGCUACUAUUAAGGAUGUAUUAGCUUUUAUUGUUUCUCCCCUGACUGUUUGUAUUAAUCUGUGUUUCCAGCAGUCUGUAUUUCCUUCUCAGCUUAAAAUUUCUAAAACAGUGCCUGUCUUUAAGAAGAGUGAUAGGCAUGAUCCUACUAACUAUUGGCCUAUCUCCAUCCUGCCUUUUAUAUCGAAGAUUUUUGAAAUUCUUAUUGCUGAGCAACUCCUUGCUUAUUGUGACCAGUGCGGCCUGUUUGCGACCACCCAGUUUUGUUUCAGGAAAAAUAGAUCCACCACUGAUGCAGUAGAUUUCCUGCUUUCCAAAAUAUUUGAUUGCUUAGAGGCACGUGGACUUGCUGGGCUCACCUUGUGUGAUCUCAGCAAGGCCUUUGAUUCAAUGGAUCAUGCUAUUCUCGUGGACAAGCUUAGGCAUUAUGGUGUGGGACCGUCUCCUCUCAAACUGACUCAGGCCUACCUGGGGGGUCGCAGACAGGUGGUGCUGGCUAAUGGAGUUCUCUCUGAGAUCAGGGAUUGUGUUGACUGUGGAGUGCCUCAGGGCUCUGUCCUGGGGCCUGUGUUGUUUCUUAUUUCAGUUAACGAUAUAGCUCAGGUGUGUUGUCUGUUAUGCGGACGACACCACCUUCUUCAAUGCUGGUCGUGA